GGUACUUGCACUGAGCUUCCGAAAGAGUCCUUCAUCGCUGCUCCGUGACAGAUAUCGCGUCACACAUCUCCUCGUUGCCUCUCGACAUCGUCACGCUUCGUCGCGAUAUUUGCGCGGCUACCCCGGCGUGACUGUAACGGGGUUUAGCAGGCCGUGGUCUUUUGCCAGCUCAGUCUUAUUUCGUCGAAGAAUUUUUCUACAGCACGUGAAAGUCGACAAGCUAUCGUAGAGUUUGGUGUAACUGCAAGCGCGCGCACCUUUUAGUAUACGCGCGAAGAAUCAGCAAUGCUCGUCUGCUAGUAUCCGCGUUAAUUAUCGGCAAUGCCCGUCUGCUAGUGUACGCGUUACAAGCCGACAAUGGCCGGGGCGGAGAGUCGGCCGCCUCCCCGGCGGGUGCAUUUGCAGCAGCAGCCGCUGGUGGUCACCACGACCGUUAUCCAGGCCGCUGCCGUAUUGAUCAUGUACAUCAUGGUGUCGCGCCAUCUCUCCAGCAUCGAACAGAUCGCAGUCGCCCUCACAGAGAGCAUCACGGAGCAGGCGUCCAACCAGGCGCACGACAUGCGGGUGCUGGUGGGCGCGCUGGAGAACCACACCUAUUCCGUGGCCACUGCAGUCACAGAGCACGUGGCUGUGCAGACUGGUCAGCUGCGCCAGCUGGCAUCAGAGGUGCGCAACCACAGCUCCACAGUGCAAUCCCACGUGGCAACGGUCAUGGACGCGGUUGGAGAGGGGGGAGGCGGCAAAGGCGGGGACGACCUCAGCAAGGACCGGCUGGCGUCCAUCAUGGCGGCAUCCGCGCGGUCGCAGUUGUCCUCCUCCUAGUCCUCCUACUCUUCUCCGGC
This is a messenger RNA of Closterium sp. NIES-67, 842 nucleotides long. The record is from the annotation of a GenBank genome assembly. Lineage: Eukaryota; Viridiplantae; Streptophyta; Zygnematophyceae; Desmidiales; Closteriaceae.